Molecule: messenger RNA, 1666 nt
Organism: Hevea brasiliensis (rubber tree)
Lineage: Eukaryota; Viridiplantae; Streptophyta; Magnoliopsida; Malpighiales; Euphorbiaceae
Product: rhodanese-like domain-containing protein 7
Exons: 5
Coding region: 42-1427 (461 amino acids)
Source: RefSeq, a predicted model, not a curated record
AGUUGAGCAAAGCCCAGUCUAAACCUUUGUCAUCCAAAACUAUGCUAAGGUGUAGGCCACCUCCAUUGCUCUCCCUAAUGAUAAUAUCAUCUCCUUCUCAUCCCUUAAACCCUGCUGCUCGCCUCAGAUUUGUCUUUGUUUCCAAAUCACCCUCUCAAAUCCCUAAUUCCUCUUACCAUCGCCCUCCUCUUUUUUCUAAGAUUUAUCUUUUUAAUUUCCCUCAAAACAUGACAUUCCCCAAGUGCUUCUUUGCUUCUGGGUAUGCUCCUGCUGAUCCCGUUCCCAUUUCCGGAACUACUGAAUUCAAUGACCCAAACCCUCAAUCAACUCUGGUGGUGGUAUCAUUCUAUAAAUUCGCUGAUUUUCCUGACUAUGCGAAUCUGCGAAAGCCAUUGAAAGAGCUCUGCGAGGAACUGCGUGUUUCAGGCGGUAUCAUUCUUGCACCUGAGGGAAUCAAUGGAAGUAUAUGUGGGACCAGGGAGUCAGUGGAAAGAGUUCUUGAAUUCAUCGAGAGUGAUGAUCGACUAAAGGGGCUAAGACAGGUGGAGUCACCUGUAAGUCCUGAGGAGAAAGCUAUCCAUCAUGGACACAGUAGUAGUUCUCCUCUGGCAGCAGGGGAGGAUGCACCGUUUCGAUGGGAUCAUGUUAGGGUUAAGUUGAAAAAAGAGAUUGUUACUCUUGGAAUGCCUUCCGUGUCCCCUAUUGAAAGAGUUGGGAAAUAUGUGAAUCCAAAGGAGUGGAAUGCAUUGAUUGAUGAUCCAGAUACUGUGGUGAUUGAUGUGCGAAAUAAUUAUGAAACUAGAAUUGGGAAGUUCAAAGCAGCAGUUGAUCCUUGUACCACAUCAUUUCGGGAAUUCCCUUCUUGGGUGGAAAAUAAGUUGCAAGUUGCAGACACAAAUGAGGUGAACGUAAAUCUUAUGGACGGAAACAAUGAUAGUGAAACAGAGAGCUCAACACCAAAAAUGCCGCAACGUGUUGCUAUGUACUGUACUGGAGGAAUUCGAUGUGAGAAAGCUUCAAGUUUUCUCCUCAGUAAAGGUUUCAAAGAGGUUUAUCACUUGGAAGGUGGAAUUCUAAGGUACCUCGAGGAAGUUCCAAAGUCAGAGAGCCGGUGGGUUGGUGAGUGUUUUGUUUUUGACAAGCGAGUCUCAGUCGAGCAUGGUUUGGCACAGGGAACUUUUAAGCUGUGCUAUGGAUGUAAGCAACCAGUGAGCGAUGCUGACAUGGAAGCCCCAGAAUGGGAGUAUGGAGUUUCUUGUCCAUACUGUUAUUCAUUAAAAUCUGAUGAAGAAAAAGAAAGGGCAAGAGCUCGACAGAGGCAGUUUGAGACUUGGGGAAUUAUUGGCGGUCCUGACAAGGGUCGCCGACCAACAUCUAAAUUAGAUAGUAGUACAAGGUACUCUAGCCAGCUUUCAAGCUCAAUUUAACCAGUUUUCUAGAUGAUGUACACAGGAUAAAUUAUUUUGUGGGAAUAUGCGCUCAAAGAACUCGACCUUGUUUUUUUACCUUUCGCCUUUUCUUCAAGCUGACCCUUCCCUUUUGCUACUAGUUGAUAUUGUCAAUGUCACGUUUCUGGGUAGAGAAUUUCAGAAUGACUAUUUGUGCGGCUUAAGGCCAGUAGUGAUUCAGUUUUCAGUGAUUUGGAGUUCUUAACUUUUUCUCUAAA